Molecule: messenger RNA, 1746 nt
Organism: Eurytemora carolleeae
Lineage: Eukaryota; Metazoa; Arthropoda; Copepoda; Calanoida; Temoridae
Product: polycomb protein eed-B
Exons: 12
Coding region: 23-1303 (426 amino acids)
Biological process (GO): negative regulation of transcription by RNA polymerase II
Cellular component (GO): ESC/E(Z) complex
Molecular function (GO): protein binding; nucleosome binding
Source: RefSeq, a predicted model, not a curated record
CUGAUUCUGUGUUGCAGAGAGGAUGUUGAAGGAGAAAGACGGCGAGGUCAACCUCGUGUCUGAUAUCAAAGAGGAAGUAGAGGAGGAGGACGAGGAGAAGGAUUCUUUAUCAACAACCAGCUUCUCUCACAGGGACAAAGUACCGACCCUGGCGGGACUGAAAAGGAAGAAGAAGAACACUAAACAGGCUGCUAAUGUCGCUGCUAAACAACAAAAAGUAAACUACAGAUUUUCUGGAUACUGGAAAGAAGAUCAUGGACAACCAGUUUAUGGAGUUAGUAUCAACCCUCAUAUUCAGUCUUCGUCGGAGUCUACUGUGUUCUUCGCUACUGUCGGAUAUAAUAGGGUUACAAUUUACGAGGGCGCUAGUGAAGGCGGAGUAAGGUUGGUUCAAUGCUAUGCAGAUCCUGAUUCAGAGGAAAACUUUUAUACCUGUGCUUGGAGCUACGACCCGGAGACAAAACGUCCUGUUCUAGCCGCAGCUGGGUCUAGAGGAAUCAUCAGGCUUUUUAGCACUGCAACCAUGACAUGUGUUCGAAACUUUGUUGGUCAUGGAAAUGCCGUGAACGAACUCAAGUUCCAUCCAAAAGACCCAAACCUUCUACUCUCAGUGUCUAGAGAUCAUGCCUUGAGAGUAUGGAAUGUGAAAACAGAGGCAAAUAUUGUUAUAUUCGGCGGGGUAGAAGGGCAUAGAGACGAAGUACUCAGUGCUGAUUUCGAUAUGUUGGGAGAUAAGAUAAUAUCCUGCGGAAUGGAUCAUUCCCUCAAAAUAUGGAACUUUGGAGAUCAGAAGAUUCAGGAUGCAGUUCAACUCUCAUAUAAGGUGUGUGAUGUAAAAUCUAGUUUUAAAACAGUUCUUGUUCAUUUCCCUGUGUUCAGUACACGAGAUAUACACAGCAACUACGUAGACUCUUGCAGAUGGUUUGGAGAUUUUGUAUUGUCUAAAUCAUGUGAGAAUUGUAUUGUCUGCUGGAAGCCCGGUCAACUUGAGGAAUCCAGAUCUGAGACUGGGGGUGAUGAUGGUUGCUCUAUUAUUCACAAACUACAACUUAAAGAUUGCGAUAUCUGGUUUAUAAGGUUUAGUAUGGACGGACUCGGUACAACCCUAGCUCUAGGGAAUAGAACUGGCAAGGUUUAUGUUUGGGAUCUAGAUGUUCAGGACCCUGGAGAUAUCAGAAGCUCUGUGCUAACCCAUCCUAAGUGUAACAGCACCAUUCGCCAAACCUCGAUGUCGCAAGACGGGAGCAUGAUUGUCGCUGUGUGCGACGACGGAACAGUUUGGAGAUGGGACAAGAAUAAUUAAAUCGUCGGCCAAUGACCUUUUAUAUAUACAUUCUGUGUCAUUGAUGAAAUUCAAGUACUAAUAAGAUUGCGUUUUUAACUGAUCUAGUUCAAACGGAUCUAAGGUUUUUCGACCUAAAGGAUUUUCAACCCAAAAUCAAUUAUAACUUAAAAUUAGCAAUAAUUUUGGAAUGUGAUGGAUGUCAAUAGCCUAGUUUCUAAGUCGAGCUACCAUAGGUUUUUCUCUGAUAGUUCUCAUGCAUAUCCAAUUGUAAAUUUGGUAGGUCAAGGUGGGAUUAAAAUACCUGAAAAAAUCCUGAUAAUAAGGCCUGAAUAACUUUUGCUCCGUUUCCCCUAGCUCGGUUUGUAGAGCAUCCUGAUUCUGUUCAAUUGUUUUAUACGUUUUAUGUAUACUUUUAUGCAUUUUAAUUAGAAACUUUUUAAAUAUAAAAUAUCUAAUAUGUA